This is a messenger RNA of Megalobrama amblycephala (Wuchang bream), 2829 nucleotides long. RefSeq names its product nuclear factor 7, ovary-like. The coding region runs from base 1181 to 2557 and encodes 458 amino acids. The record is from RefSeq and is a predicted model, not a curated record. NCBI's taxonomy places the organism in Eukaryota, Metazoa, Chordata, Actinopteri, Cypriniformes, Xenocyprididae. Gene Ontology annotation, molecular function: zinc ion binding; protein binding. The transcript has 6 exons.
UUGUACAGUAAUUUUCACAGAUAUUUCGGUGUUAUUUACAUUUCAGAAUAGUUUAUUCUUUUUUUCUAAAAAUAGACAAUAUAGCAUAAAAAGCGUGAAUAAGAGAAAAACCACACGGUCCUUCAAGUUGAGCUGAUGACACGUUCAAUAAACAAAGAAUACUAUAAUUAUAUUUUAAGUGCCUUUAUAUUUUUGCAGCAUAUUUUCGCUGAUAUAUCAGUGCUAUUUGCAUUUCAAAAUAGUUUAUUUUCCUUUAAUUCUGAAAAUAGACACAAAAAGCAUAAAACAGAAAAACCGCACUGUCCCUAAAGUGAGCGUCUCCGUUUUCAGCUCCUCCCCGCCUGCACGCGGCUAAUCUCGCCGAUCGGUUACAUCCAGCCGCAGCCGAAGUCGAAAACACCUAGCGACUGUGGUGUCACCUGUCAACUUUAUGAUGAUGUUGUUUGGCUAGGCAGCGACACAGUCAUGUCUGAAGAGAGUGAACAGAAUAGGACCUGAGUACAGAGCCUUGAGGAUCACCUGUGUUCAUUCGAGGUGCUGGAGGAGUGUUUUCAGAGGUGAACAUGUUGGUUAUACAGCUUGGUUAUGAGGUUUGAGGGCAUCAUAUUGUUAAAUGCCGAACUAGUAAUCAGGGAUAACUGUAAUCAGGGAUAACUGUCUUUAUUUUACAAGUGAGUUAGAAUUUUGUGAAUGGUAAAUGAAAUAUCAUCCUCUGUGGAUCUGUUAGUGCUGUAAACAAACUGUAGUGGGUCAAGAGAUGUUUCUUAAUAAAGCUCUCAAAACACUUGAUGAGAACCGCUGUGAGAGUCGCUGGUCUGCAUUCAUUAAGACAAGAGACUGUGUCUUUCUGUGGAACAGGAAUGAUAGUGGAGGACUUAAAGCUGAAAGGAGCUGCAGUCAGAGGGAGGGAGAGAUUAAACACAAUCGCAUGAUCAGAAACUCCUCCCUCUUACAACACUCACCAGGAAAACACUGACUUGUUAUUUCUCCUUUCUGUCAUACAAGCAAUAAAGAUUCAGCAAUCAAUGAAGAAUAAGGAGGAAAAACUUUCAAGAAGGAUUUAAAACAUCUGUUUCUGAUCAGACAGCAGAUCUCUGUGAUUCUUGUGGUUAUUCAUUUUUGAAGCCUUGGUUUAGAAAGUGAAAGUAAAGUUGAGAUUUCUGGAACUCAAACAGUGAAAAUGGCUUCAUUAUCUGAAGAUGAUUUUUCUUGUCCCGUGUGUUAUGAAAUCUUCAAGGAUCCUGUUAUUUUAUCAUGUAGUCACAGUUUCUGUAAAGAGUGUCUUCAACAGUUCUGGAGGAACAAGGAAACUCAGGAGUGUCCUGUCUGCAGGAAAAGAUCCUUAAGAGAUGAGCCUCCUCCGUGUAAUCUUGUGUUAAAAAACUUGUGUGAGUUGUUCCUGAAGGAGAGAAAUGAGAGUCGUUCAUCAGGAUCUGAGGAGAUCUGCAGUUUACACAGUGAGAAACUCAAACUCUUCUGUCUGGAGGACAAACAGCCUGCGUGUGUCAUGUGCUUUACUUCACAGACACACAUCAAUCACACAUUCAGACCCAUCAGUGAAGUUGUUCCGUCAUAUAAGGAGGAGCUCAAUACAGCACUGAAGUCCUUACAAGAGAAACUUAAACACAAAGAAAACAUUAAAGGAAAGUUUGAGAAAACAGUUCAACACAUCAAAGUGAGGAUUGAUAACACAGAGCGUCAGAUUAAACAGCAGUUUGAGAAGCUUCAUCAGUUUCUCAGAGAUGAAGAAGAAGCUACAAUCACUGCACUGAGGGAGGAAGAGGAGCAGAAGAAGCAGAUGAUGAAGAAGAAGCUGGAGGAGAUGAACAGACACAUCUCAGCUCUUUCACACACAAUCAAAGACAUGGAGGAGAUGAAGAAAGACAAUGACGUCUGCUUUCUGAAGAAGUUUCCAGUCUCAAUGGAAAGAGUCCAGAUCUCACAGCCGGAUCCACAGAUGGCUUCUGGAGCUUUGAUUCAUGUGUCACGUUACUUGGGCAACCUGCAGUUCAGAGUCUGGAAGAAGAUGCAGGACAUCGUCCAAAACACUCCUGUGAUCCUGGAUCCAAACACGGCUUAUCCAUCUCUCGCCCUCUCUGAUGAUCUGACCAGUGUGAGACUCCGCUUAUAUCAACCUCUUCCUGACAAUCCAGAGAGAUUUGACAUCUAUCAGUGUGUUCUGGGUUCAGAGCGUUUUAACUCAGGAACACACUGCUGGGAUGUGGAGGUUAAAGAGAGUUCAUGGUGGGUUCUUGGAGUAACUACAGCAUCAAACCAGAGGAAGGGACGUGAUUUCUUUAACACUGGUGUCUGGAGUGUGUGGUAUAAGUCAUCCGUCCUUAUCCCAGUAUUCCAACCCUCCACUGGUUUUCCUGUUAAACAGAAGCUUGAUCGUGUGAGAGUGUAUCUGGACUAUGACAGAGGAACAGUGUCAUUCUCUGAUCCUGUAACUAACACACAUCUACACACAUUCACAACCACCUUCACUGACACACUCUUUCCAUUCUUCUGUUGUUGUCAUUCCUCUCUGAGGAUCUUACCGGUCAAUAGUCAGUAAUUGGUACUCCUGUAUAUCUGGAUCAAGCUUUUACACUCAUCUUGUUUGCAUUAUUUGUAUGUGUAAAACUUCUCAGAAAUGCUCUUAAAGGGAUAGUUCACCCAAAAAUUAUAGUUCUGUCAUCAUUUCCUUGCCAGGUUGAUCCAAACCUCUAUAAGUUUCUUUCUUCUACUGAAUGCAAAAGAAGAUAUUUUGAAGAAUGCUCAAACAGUUUCUGAUCCCUGUUGACUAACAUAAUAUGGAAAAAAUACCACAAUAAAAACAUAAACGUG